AUAUUUAGGGAAAACAUCCAGAAUUGAAAACAGACACACACUCGCGCACACACACCACACACACACACACACACACACAGACACAGCCACACACAGACCAAUCGGGUUUGAGCGAGCUCCUCUGCUUUCACCCCAAAGUUGGAGGAGGCAAAAAGCCGGCCGCGUCCGGGACCCGGAGGGAGCCCCCCGCCCGAGGGUCCGGGAGAAGACCCCCCUCGGCGCCCCCCAGCCCGCCCCCGCCCAUCAGGCCGGACAAGGCGGCCGCCGAGGAUGCUGUAGGGCCGCCCAACCGGGCACUGCCCCUGCCUCCGUCCCUUCCCGACCCCCAAGGGUCCAGGGGAAAGUGCCUUCGGCCCCCGGAGCCGGGGGAAGCCCCCCGAGAGGCCAGGGGGCGAGGGCCAGGAGGACCGAAAGGAGCGGGCGGCGAGCAGCCAGGUGGAGGUGGAGAAGGACCAGCCGGGCCCCGCGCCCCAGGGUAAGAUUCUCACUGCUGACCAAAACGCCCAAGGAAAGAGGGGGAAUCAGUGGUUAGAGCCUUGGAGCCUUGGCCCCAUCCAAGACUGAAGCAGAGAGACACCAUGCUCGGCCCUGAUCGGAAGAUGUUCCCAGUCCCCACAGGUGGAUGUUGGUUGUUGCUUCUGCUGCUAUCGCCACUGCUCCCAAGCAGCUGGGGUCUGGUUAUCACUCCUGGGGACCCUGAGAUCAUCCUCAACAUGUCCAGCACCUUCUCUCUGACCUGUUCAGGGGCCGAGGCCCCGGUGGCGUGGGAACGCGGGUCGCAGCUCCUGCCUGCUCCCCCAUCCAUCCGCCAGGACGAUGGCACCUUUGUCAGCACCUUAACUCUGGAGAACGUCACGGGCCUGGACAGCGGCGAAUACGCCUGCUCCCAGGGACUGGAACCUGCCAUCAAACGGCGAGUCUAUGUCUUUGUGCCAGACCCUUCUCUCGUUUUCCUCCCCACCAUUCUGGAGGAUCUGUUCAUCUUCCUGGCUGGAGAUGGAGAGGCCACCAUCCCGUGCCGGGUGACGGAUCCCAGCCUCGUGGUCACCCUAUAUGAGAAGAAGGUGGAUAUCCCACUGCCUGUCCCCUACGAUCCCCAUCGCGGCUUUACGGGCCUCUUCGAGGACAAGACCUACAUCUGCAGGGCCACCGUCGGCGACAGGGAGGUGGACUCGGAUACCUACUACAUCUAUCGGAUCCAAGUGUCCACCAUCAAUGUGUCCAUGAGUGCGGUCCAGACCGUGGUGCGGCAGGGGGAGAACAUCACAGUCAUGUGCACUGCCAGGGGGAGCGAGGUCAUCAACUUUGACUGGGCUUAUCCCCGGAAGGAGAGCGGGCGGCCGGUCAACCUCGUGACGGACUUCCUGUCAGGGACGGCCUACGACAUCCGCUCCAUCCUGCACAUCCCUAGCGCCGAGCUGGGGGACUCGGGCACCUACAUCUGCAACGUCUCCGAGGGCUAUGGCGACCACAGAGACGUGAAAGAGAUCAACAUCACUGUGGUUGCACAGGGCUUCACGCGUCUGCACACGGAGCUGGGCAGCACAGAGUUUGCUGAGCUGCACAAGAGCUGCGAGUUGCAGGUGCAGGUGGAGGCCUAUCCGCAGCCCACCAUCCUGUGGCUCAAAGACAACAAGACCCUCAGCCAGGGCAACACCAACGAGAUUUCCAUCUCCACUAGGAACCUGUCGGAAACCAGGUAUGAAUCGACCCUGACCCUGGUGCGGGUGAAGGUGAACGAGGGCGGCCACUACACCCUGCGAGCUUUCCACGAUGAUGAUGUCCAGGAAUUCUCCUUUCACCUGCAGAUCAACGUGCCAGCCAAGGUGGUGGAGCUUACCGAGAGCCACCCCAACAGCGGCGAGCAGAUCCUGACGUGUCGCUCCCAGGGAAUGCCCCAGCCCCAAGUCACCUGGUUCACCUGCAGCGACUUCAAGAGAUGCCCCCGUGACGUGCAGCCCACCCUCCUGGGGAACAGCUCUGAGGAGGUCCAGCUGGAGACCAACGUGACCUACCUGGAGGAUGAGAAGGUGUUUGAAGUUCUGAGUGCCCUCCGCCUGCGUCACGUGGACCAGCCCUUGUCCGUCAGUUGCACCGCCAGCAACCUGCUGGACACCAACACCCAGGAGGUCACUGUUGUCCCUCACACUCUGCCCUUUAAGGUGGUGGUAAUCUCAGCCAUCCUGGCCUUGGUGGUCCUCACCGUCAUCUCCCUGGUGAUCCUGAUCGUGCUGUGGCAGAAGAAACCGCGCUACGAGAUCCGCUGGAAGGUGAUCGAGUCGGUCAGCUCGGACGGCCAUGAGUACAUCUACGUGGACCCCAUGCAGCUCCCUUAUGACUCCACCUGGGAGCUCCCCCGGCAUCAGCUCAUUCUGGGCCGCACGCUGGGCUCCGGGGCCUUUGGACGAGUGGUGGAGGCCACGGCGCAUGGCCUGACCCACUCCCAGUCGACGAUGAAAGUGGCCGUCAAGAUGCUGAAAUCCACGGCCAGGAGCAGUGAGAAGCAGGCCCUCAUGUCCGAAUUGAAGAUAAUGAGCCACCUGGGGCCCCACCUGAAUAUCGUCAACCUGCUGGGAGCCUGCACCAAAGGAGGCCCCAUUUACAUCAUCACGGAGUACUGUCGUUAUGGCGACCUGGUGGACUACCUCCAUCGCAACAAGCACACCUUCCUCCAGCACUGCUCCGAGAAGGCCCGGCGGGAGGCUGAGCUAUACAGUAACGCUCCGCCUGAGUACCAGCUCUCCAGCCCCACAUCAGUGUCCUUGGAGAGCGACGGGGGCUACAUGGACAUGAGCAAGGAUGACUCCGUGGACUAUGUGCCCAUGCUGAGCAUGAAGGGGGACGUCAAGUAUGCCGACCUCGAGACCUCCAACUACGUGACUGCCUAUGACAGUUACAACCCUUCAGACCCCCAUGGGCCAACUCCUGAGAGGACCUUCAGGGCCACGCUGGUCAAUGACUCUCCCCUCCUCAGCUACAUGGAUCUAGUGGGCUUUAGUUACCAAGUGGCCAAUGGCAUGGAAUUCCUCGCCUCCAAGAAUUGCGUCCACCGAGAUCUGGCUGCCAGAAACGUGCUGAUCUGCGAGGGAAAACUGGUCAAGAUCUGUGACUUUGGCCUGGCUCGGGACAUCAUGAGAGACUCCAACUACAUCUCCAAGGGCAGCACCUUCCUGCCCCUGAAGUGGAUGGCCCCUGAGAGUAUCUUCAACAAUCUCUACACUACCCUGAGUGACGUAUGGUCCUUUGGCAUCCUCCUCUGGGAGAUCUUCACCUUGGGUGGCACACCCUACCCUGAACUGCCCAUGAACGAGCAGUUCUACACGGCCAUCAAGCGCGGUUACCGCAUGUCCAAGCCCUCUCACGCUUCCGACGAGAUCUACGAGGUCAUGCAGAAAUGCUGGGAAGAGAAGUUUGAGAUCCGACCUUCCUUUGCCCAGCUGGUGCUGCUGUUGGAAGGCCUCCUGGGAGAGGGCUACAAGAAGAGAUACCAGCAGGUGGAUGAAGAGUUUCUGAGGAGCGAACACCCUGCCGUGCUCCGGACCCGCCCCCAGAUACCCGGACUGGGCCGUCCCGGGGCCCCUCCGGACACCGGCUCGGUUCUCUACACGGACGUGCAGGGGAACGGGGGAGAGAACAACUACAUCAUCCCCCUGCCCGACCCCAAGCCUGAAAGUGGCAGCCACGACGACCUGCCCCCGGACGGCUCCCACAGCCUUGCCAGCUCCACCCUGAAUGAGGUCAAUACAUCCUCCACCAUUUCCUGCGACAGCCCUUUGGAGCCCCAGGAAGAGCUAGAGCCGGAACCGGAGGUGGAGGCGGCAGGCCAGCCGCAGCCCGGGCUACCGGCGGAGGUGGAGGACAGUUUCCUGUAGCUGGGCCUACGCUGGAGACCUUCCUCCAGGAUAGACAGGGGUCCUGCCCCAGGGGCCCUCCCCACCCAUGUCCCCCAAAACACCUGCCAGUCUGACUGUCCCCUCCAGCUUCUCUCCACCAGAGCUGUGUGGGCCCCCGGGUGCCCGGCCCCUUCUCCCCCUUUGCCGGGAUGCCCUGCGCCAACAUUGCUCUGCACGAGGCUGGGACCUCGCCUGCCCUUCUCAUCCCACCCUCUCCCCCGAGAACUCUUCCUCCACUGAACCCCUGAGCCCAAGCCUGAUCUGAGAGCCUCAGGGACCCUUGCGGGACUUGGGGUCAGGGGGAAUCCAGAUCCUGGCCCCCUGAAGCACCAGCCUCGUCGGCCUCAGCCGGUGGCCUCCUCUCACAGCCCCCUGGGAGCCCCGGCCAGUGCCCCCGAAGACCAGCCCCGCCUCCGGCUCUGGAGCAGCCAUGCCAGGGUGGGUGAAGUAGAGAAGUGGUUUCUGGUGGGUUGGCUGUGGGGGCCCGAGUGUGCUACACCCUCUGGCUGACUCACUAGCCAUGGCUCGAUCCUCUGUCUCUCCUGGAGAGGAAGAGCUGGGGCGCCUCUCCCUCCCUCCCUAUGCCACCCCAGCCUCCUCCCUCUUUCUGGGGAAAAAGGGGCAGGGGGAUGUGUGCAUAGCCUUCCUGCUGCGGCUCCCUGGCUUGACCCCGGGUCUGCACGGCAGAUAAAAGCAAAGGGAACCUCUUGAAGAUUGUGGCCUCUCCCCACUCCUGUGGAACCUCAAGAGGAACCCUAGAUCCCCUGCUCCUUGCCUCUUAUUUAGGCAGCCUGGGCUCUAGUCCUAAGGGUGCCAGGAUCUGUCUCUGAGGGCCGCACAGCUGCCCUCCAGACAGAAACCUCCCAAGCCUGCAGGCUGCUGCCUCUCCUAGGCAGCGACCUGGGGAACUGGGUUUCUUUCUUGGCUAUUCUGAAGGUCUCUCCCCUGGACCCUGGACUCAGCCCUCCCCUCUCUCCUCCCCCUCCCUCACUUUGGUCAGGGAGAUCUUCCCUCUUCACUUGCACUUUUUUUUCUUCACCCCCCUACAUUUCGCACCAGUCUGGGCUCUGCCUCGCACCUGGACUGCCCCCCACCUGGACUUCCCCCUCCCCGCUCCCUCUCUGCCCUUCCCGGCCUGCCAAAGGGGCGGCUCCACUGACGGUGCCCAAGCUUGGGGUACAGGACCCCCGCUCAUCACCCACAGCUGGCUGACCGGACUGGUCUCUCAGCCUGAGGCAGGCAGUGACCAGUCAGGAGGGGAGAGGAGGGUGGUCUUGGGGAGUGGAUGGGCGUGUGGGGGCAUUUUUGCAGCUGAAACUAAAUUGAGCAGCUCCCGUCCCUAGAGCCUGGCAUGGACCCAAAGCACUGCAAAAUGGCUGAGAAGUUGGGAUGGAUGAGGAUGGAAAGGGGUAGAAAUGACAUGUCCAUCCACACCCACCCCCCGGACCAAGUGUACCACUAGCGCUGCGGCUCCAAGUCCUGAGGAGGGGAGGAAGGUCCAGAUGGUCUAUAGGCGUAGCCCAGACAGCAUUGCCCUGGUCCUGUCCUGACAAGCACAGGUCUCAGGUCCUGGGAGACCAGGCUUCCGGGCUAAGGGAGGGUCACAAUUCGGGGGGAGGCUGAGCAGGGUCCACCCAGAGCCGACUGCAAACACUAACCCCAGCUAGCUGGCAGUCCUCCAGCCCUGAUGGGAAAUGAAUGGCCCUGUCUGGCCCCCAGGGUGGCAGAAAUCUCUGAAAGCAGAGUCAGUCUGAGGAAGUGACCCUUCCUAUGUCCCCAAAUGGGUUGUAAACUCAUCCACGAUGGUGUGGGCAGGAAACCAGUGAAGGGAGAGCUGGGGGAGCCAAAAGCAGGGAGAGAUCUCCUUAGGGAUUCCUUGGCAGCCUGGCAGGUCUAGAGUUAAUAUCCCCCUUCCUAUUUCCCAAAAGCACCCCAGCCCACCCCUAGAGUUGAGGCUGCCAUCCUGAUGCCUACAGAGAACUCUUUCUUCUCUUACCUCUCCAUCCCCCAUCCCUGCCCUGUGAAGAUCCUUUAUUUCCUGUGUGCCUCCCCCUACCCUGACCAAAGCCAAACUGAAGGAAGUUUUCUAGCCAGGAUGGUUCCUGGUAGCCCAACCCAAAACCCAGGGGGGUGAGGGUGAGGGCCCCGGUGGACCCCAGUGGGAAGUGGAAGCAGGGCACAGAGAAGCAGGGAGGCUGGCAAGGCCGAGAUGGAGAGAGGGACCAAUCUGGGAUGUGGAAGAAUUUCUGGAAAGGCCCUGCCUCCGGGAGGGGUGGACUCUGAAGGCCUGGUGGCUCCGGCCCUGGGCUUCUGGGAAAGGGACUAAAGCACUUGGGCUCCAAGCACAUUGUCCAGGGGUCCUGACCUUAUCUCCAGCCUCCCUCUGACCCUCCAGGAGGCCCUGGGAGCAGCAGACAUAGGACUCUAUCACACUGAUUUGCUCCCUCUGACUCUUGGUUGGGGAUCCCACAGCCAAUAAAGGUCUCCGCACCCCAGACCCCACCCUUCUAGGCCCUGCUAACCAGUGCUGAGCCAUUGGGUGGGAGGAGCUUGGGGCCCGAACUGAGUUGUAUGACACUAAGGUACCAAAGAUGUACAGUUAUCCUAGGUUUACAAAUGUAUUUUUAGGACUCACGUUAAUUCACAUUUAUACAACCGAGAUAUUAUUUUUUACGCUGUAAACUUCAUAUAUGUGUACUAUUUUUUUUUAAAGGGAAAGAUUUUAAAAUUAAACGUGUCUCUUUUUAU
This is a messenger RNA of Tachyglossus aculeatus (Australian echidna), 6641 nucleotides long. RefSeq names its product platelet derived growth factor receptor beta (gene PDGFRB). The coding region runs from base 579 to 3872 and encodes 1097 amino acids. The record is from RefSeq and is a predicted model, not a curated record. Gene Ontology annotation, cellular component: signaling receptor complex. Gene Ontology annotation, molecular function: ATP binding; platelet-derived growth factor beta-receptor activity; platelet-derived growth factor binding. The transcript is spliced from 24 exons. Lineage: Eukaryota; Metazoa; Chordata; Mammalia; Monotremata; Tachyglossidae. Gene Ontology annotation, biological process: positive regulation of kinase activity; protein phosphorylation; angiogenesis.